CGGGCAACGCAGCGGGCCGCGCCGGAAGCCAAGUCAGGGCUGAGCCCGGGGAUGGCGCGCCAGGUGCCCAUAGCUUUCGGUGACUUGGCUGUGAGCUUCUCCCCUGAGGAGUGGCGGCUCCUGGGCGAGGGUCAGCGGGAGCUGUACCGGGACGUGAUGCGAGAGAACUACGAGACCCUCAUCUCUUUGGGGACGUCUGAGCAGCCUCCUCUCUCUGCUUUCCUGUCCCCCAUGGAGUCUGGAGGAGCCAGGGGUGCCCAGCCACGCCCAGACGAGGGGCAGAAGCCUUCGAUGGGAAGUGCCCCCCAGCACAACCUGCCCCUCAGUGCCCUGGUGCAGCUAGUGAAGGAGAUUCCUGAGUUCCUGUUUGGGGGAGUCAGCCCUGAGGGUGAGGAGCAGGCAAAUCCUGAGGAAGCUGGAGCCACAGCAUGGCCACGGGACAGGGAAGGUGCAGCGGUGUCAGCCGGGGUGCCCAGCCCUGUCCUGAGCCCUGGCCAGAUACACCUCAAGCAGGAGGCCUGGAGCCCAGGGGCAGGAGCUACACUGUCGGCCGGGAGCAGCCCCCUGCAGGGCCUAAUGAACUGCUUGAAGGAGAUCCUGGUGCCAGCGCCCCCGCCACCCACAGCUGCCCUCAGCUCCCAUCCCCUUGUACCCUCCAAGUUGGCCCGGCUGGAGCCAGGGUCCGGGAGCCCCUCUGGAGGAGUUCGCCUGCAGGCCAGUUUGUCCAGUCGGAGCCCGGAGAAGCCCCCACCGGCCCCUGCUCUGCUGCCCGUUCCGCGCACGGCUGCAUCCCCUGCACCUGGCCGUGAGGGUCCGGGACCCCCAGCCCACAGUGGCAGCACAUUCCUUAUUCCUGUUGUGAAGACCGAGGCCACAUCUGGGGAUUGUCCCCUGCGGGGGCUGCUGAACUGUCUGAAAGAACUGCCUGAGGCCCGGGACAGCCACUCCUCGGCUGCUGGGGGGUCCCAGCUGCCUGAGGAGCCAGGGGCCUGGAGAAGGAAUCUGAGAGGCCCUGGCCCCCCGUUGGCGCCCCCUCCAGGAGCUGGGCUCUCAGUGGUUAAGGUGGAGGAUAGCUGGGCCCAAAGUCCCCCGGUGCCCACAUCCUGUCGACUCAGCAGACAGAGCCCCUCGGCCACCAGCAGCCCGGGGGGCCCCCAUGUGUCCAGUCGGGAUCUCGUGCAAGCCGGCAGUGCCUCGAGCUCGCCCCUGGAAGCCCUGGAGGCCUGUCUGAAGGGCAUUCCCCUGAGCGGCUCGUUACCUCCCCAGCCGCCCGCCGCCCACUUCCGGAGCCCCCCGCCAGGAGCCCCUGGGUCUCCGAGACCCGAGCUGCUGCCCCGAGGAACACGUGGGGAAGAGGUGACCCUGCCACCAGCUCUGGGCCUUCAGGGUUGUGCAAGGGAUAGUCCAGCACUUCCUGUGGGCCCCCUGGGGACCCCCACCAGCUUCUCCUCAUCCAGCAGCACUGAUGGGGACCUGGAUUUCCAGAGCCCUGAGGGCAGCCAGGGGUGCCCAGGAGGGAAAGGGAGCCCCAUGGGGAAAGGCCCACUCCAGGGCCUGGAGAACUGUCUCCGCGAGAUUCCUGUACCCCGAUUUCGCCCUGCAUGGUGCUGGUCCUCAGCAGGUGACAGGGCUCCUCGCCGAGUAGAGCCCCGGAACUGGAACACAGACAAGGAAGGAUCGAGGGGCGAGGCUGUUGAGUCCCCCCAUCUCACCCAGCGGGUAGGAGCCUUGCCCCCCAAGAGCCUCGCACCGGCCAGUCCAUCAACACUCACCUCCAGCAGUGGCCCACCCUGUUACCCACGAGACACCAAGGAUCCUGGGGGGCCCCGGGCACCAUGGAGGUGGUCACAAGACGGAGUGACCAGCAAGCCAUCCCCACUCCGCUGUCUGGAGAACUCACUGAAGGGGAUCCUGCCAGGGAGGCCACUGCGUUUUGCCUGCCUGGCUGGCCCCAGUCCCAGCCCCAGCCCUGGCUCCGGCUCCAGCUCCAGCUUCAGCAGCUCCGAGGAGGAGCCACGGCCUGAGCUGGUACCCUGGCAGCCCCGCCUGCAGGGGGAGCUGCUACUUGGAGACCUGAGUGGGAGGCGAGCUCCACCAGGCCCUGCCAGUUCAGCCCAGCUCCAGGGAACCCCGGACAGGGCAGGGCUGCCCAGUGGCCAGGGACCAGGCCUACCAUCCCCUGCCCGCCACAGUCCCAUGGGAGACCCAGGGGCUACAGAACCCACAGAACACAGCCGACUCAGUGCAGAGAUCUGGAAACUUGAUGGCCACAGGGUGGCAUCAGGGGGCCUCUGUCUGCCACUGGGACAACUGGACACUUGUCCCCUGGACACGGCAGAAGCCGCAGGGGAAUCACCGGGUAGCCAGACCCAGGCAUCUUGGAGAGAAGCGGGUACCAGCCCCAUGAGCAGCACUGGGAAAGUGACUGCUAGCGCCUCUUGUGCUGCCCCUCGACUGGAGACAAGGCCAGAGCCGGGGCCCUGUCAGCCUCUGGGGGCAGCCCCGGAGACCCCAUCCCGGAAGCCAGAGGCCAGUGCAGAGUCAGGGAGCCUGGGACCUGCACGCCAAGGGACAACUGCUGUAGGCUGUACAACUGGGAGGCCACCUCCAGGAAGCUCACCAGCACCCACUGCCCAUGCCCAGCCACCGUGCCUGUGCACUGGCCCCCUGCAACAGGAACUCCGCGGCCUAGGUGCUGCCCUUGCUGAAAAGCUGGAGCGGCUGGCAGCUGCCCUGUCUGGCCUGUCCCAGGAGGUAGCCGCCCUAAGGACACAGGUAGACCGUCUGGGGCGGCGGCCUCGGGUCUCCGGUCCCAAGACUCAGGCGUCAUGGCCAUGGGCCUCCCCACGGGCGCCACGCUGGGGAGCAAGCCCUGGACACCGGCCUCUGCCCUACUGGAGACACCGGGGCCCUGCCCGGCCCAAACCCAGGUUGCUGCGGGGCCCAGCCGAAGGCAGCAGGGCCGUAGACACCGUGAGCCUGCCCAUAGUCAGCCGUUUACGCCCAACCUCUCAGCUGCCCACGGCUGUAUCACCAGGAGACUCUCCUGGGCCCAUCUUGGACACUUCCCAGCAGCCUCUACCUUCGACUUACAGCUGUGCCGUGCACCCUCCUCUCGGACACACAGGAGCACCCCAGAACACCCCAACCCCAACCCCUCCAGUGUCUGCGCCCGUGAUCCGCCCAGACAUAGAACUGACAGCUGUGCCGGCCCGAGUCCCACACCCAGCCCCCAACCCCAACGGUCUGCUGGCCGGAGUCCAGAGAACCCUACAGGUGGAACUGUGGAAUGGAGAGCACAGGGCCCUGAGGUGGGGGGCCCCUACUCCCCACCUAUCUCCUCUUGGUGCUGCAGAGGACCCACCCCGGGGUCGCUUGGCCCCUGCACCCAGCUCUGGUCGGACCUUUCCAGUAUCUGGGCCAUGAAGGGUUGGGUGGGGGUGGUACACCUGGGCCGGGUCACCCCAGGAUGCUGCCAUCAUCUCAGGGAGGCCGUCUUGGAGAGCCUUUGGGCUCAGGUUCCUCAGAUUCCCCCUUGGUGCUGUCCUGGGGGGCGGCCACUAACGGGGCUUCCUUGGGACCCAGAACUGGAUCCCCUGGUUGGCUCAUCAUCAAUUAAAGAAGCUGGUCACAAAGAGAACAA
Suncus etruscus (white-toothed pygmy shrew) is the source of this 3643-nucleotide messenger RNA. It is a transcript of the gene KRABD3, whose product is annotated as KRAB-A domain containing 1. NCBI's taxonomy places the organism in Eukaryota, Metazoa, Chordata, Mammalia, Eulipotyphla, Soricidae. Gene Ontology annotation, biological process: regulation of DNA-templated transcription. The coding region runs from base 52 to 3426 and encodes 1124 amino acids. The record is from RefSeq and is a predicted model, not a curated record. The transcript is spliced from 16 exons.